Rhipicephalus microplus (southern cattle tick) is the source of this 6754-nucleotide messenger RNA. RefSeq lists its product as uncharacterized. Gene Ontology annotation, biological process: centrosome cycle. NCBI's taxonomy places the organism in Eukaryota, Metazoa, Arthropoda, Arachnida, Ixodida, Ixodidae. The record is from RefSeq and is a predicted model, not a curated record. Gene Ontology annotation, molecular function: protein binding.
UCGGCGGUGAGCUUCUUCCGAGAGGAUCAGCCGCCGGGCCAUGACGACCAACCGACUGGCGGCACGAAGCUGGCCAACGCUGCAGCAAUGUCGACGACAGCCGGUGGCGAGUCCCGCGUGAACUGACCGUCUCUCGUACCGCCGCUGUCCCAGAAUCUGUGGCAGCAGGGGUGCCUUCAAGAUGUCACUGUGCAGCGACCGAUCGUCGCUGGACAGCUCCCUCAAAGCAUUUAUGGCGGAACUUGUCAGAGCGCCAUCUCCUGACAGCGCGUGUGAACAGGACGAACCAUGGAGCCCACUGGCUCAGGUGGCCGGCAAGCCGGGUGCCUCGACGGAAGUCUCCGGCGACGACACCCAGAGCGAGUGCUCCGACGCCAGCAACCAGGCUUUGUCUUCUCCUGCGAGCGCCACCAGAUCCUCGCCCGCGUCCACCAACGAAGAGUACGCCGGUCCCGAGAUCCGUGCCUCGCAGCUUCGGGUGCCUCCUCCGGGCAGGAGCAGCGCACCGGUGAACCAGGACAGCGACGGUGACUCCGGCAUUGACGGUUCGGUGGAACGCUUCUCGCAGAGGGUCGGCUCCACGUCGUCGGCCGACACCGAGCCUUCCUCCUGCAACGACGGACCUGUAGAAAGGCAUCAGCUGCACGAGGAUGCAUCUCCUACCGCCGGCAACGACGGAGGCGCCAGGGCCUCGUUUGCGGCGGGGCCUCCGCGGGUGCACUUCGAUGAAAGCUUGCCAUUCUCGGAGCAGCACAUGCGCCGCUCCUGCAGGCAGCUCAUGGCCGCGCUGUACGCCUCUUCCCCAAAAGGACCUCAGCUGGACCCUCGUUCCGCGGGACGAUACCGCAGUUUCUCCCUGCCUGCGCGUGCGUUCGAAGAGGACGAAUCCUUCAAGAGACUCUCCGUGCCCGCUGCCCGUACACUGCCCUCGAGCUUUGACCUUGAUGGCAGAAGCGCAUCCUCUGGCGUCAAGUUGUCUGUCGCUCCGAUGCUCGACGACGUUUCGACACGUGCGACUACAUGGUCCGGCUCUCGUUGGACGUUGCUUCCGCCGGACUCGUCCCCCGCGUUGUCACUGACCGACUCGAACGACUCUCGUCGACGCGACCACGACGUUCCGGCGCCUGUGCCCAGCGAGCCAUCGACAAACAAGCACCCAGCCUAUUGCAUAUCCGCGACGUUGAAGGGCUCGAAAGGAAUAACCCCGUCGCUGAAAGACUCUGCCAUGCCGGAGAACUCCAAGUACCCUGGCCGCGGUAUUUUGAGCUCUGCGCAGUACGCUAACGAGGCCGUUUUCGUGAAUGGAAACGUUGAACAACCUUCGCACGUCCGGCAGGAGCACAGCCAACUUGGCGCGACGAGCCGCGACUCGGCCUGCGAGAGACCUGGCCGAGAUCAAGGUAUGGUGAACAAUGCGUGUUCAGGGGAAGCUGGCAUUUCAGAGCCAUGGCGUACAGCCAGCGACCUGAGAACCGCCGCCCAGCCUGUCCGUAUGGCGCCCAGGGAAGCCGUCGUCAGCCGGGUGCAGCCGACGCGACCAGUUUCUAGUCACUCGCCGUCGUCACUGUCAGGUGCGAAGCCCAAGACGACGCUGCCGCCUAAGGCACUACCGCUGUCCUUGCCGGCGAUGCCACCCAAAAGCCGUGGUUCUUCUGGUCCGGACACCGGCACCAUGCGCGUGCUGUUCGCGCGCCCCGCGGCCGUCGUCCCGGAGCCCACCUCGCACGCCGAGCAGUCGUCCACUCGCGCCACGCGGUCUCCGAGUGCCGGGCGCUUCCUCUUCGACGCGGCGCGACCGUGCACGCCGCCAGCGGCUUACGGGUCGCGUCUCGCCGACGUUGCCAACAGGACGCCGGAAGUCGCUAACGGAGUCCACGAAUCGCUGUUCAUGAACUGGCCCCAAAACAAGAGCUUCGAUGACCUGGGCCGUGAGCAAAGCCCGCUGCGCAGUCUAUGCGAGGCACCUAGCUGCUUCGCUGCCGACGGCGCAACUUCACCCAAGAGCACGAGCAUGCCAACACUCGUGCACCAGGGAGCCACUCCUAACGGCAGAGGCCCAGCGAAGGUGGUCCAAGGCGGUGUGGAAUACGCCGUGGUGACGCGCAAGCCAUCGUACCAACAUGCGGCACUCUCUCCAAUACCGCGCAUCACCAGCACACCGUGCGUCAUGGACGACUCCGAGCCACCGCUUCCACCGCGCAAGUCCAUGCACAAAAGCGACUACGGUCUGUACUGCGGCCCAGCGUCUUCGAUUAGCUCGCUGAACGGAGGCGCAGCCACACCGAACGGCUCUACGCCGCACAGCCGCUCGUCAUCGCAUGGUGACUCGUCGUCACGCAGCUUGUCGUCGCGCGGCUCUACGCCGCGGCUUCUCGACCGGGUUCAAGGCAUAGGGCGCAGUGCCAGGUCGGCGCUGCUGCGUGCCUUCAGCACCGAGCGCAUCUACCGUCCGCAAAAGACCGAGACGGCCGCGGUUGCCAGAGACCGCCGGCGAGAGUUCCUGGACUCUAACCUCGGAGUCAACCAGGCGACGCCUCUGGCGUCUCCUUCACCCUCGCCUUCGACGUCAUCCUCGGCGUCUUUGAUGUUGGGUCUCAAGGCACGCAUGAGCUUUCGCAAGAGCAAGCGACGACCCCGCGAGGAGCCCACCGGUAUCGAGAUCAACGCAGACAGCGACCCUCUCUGGACCGGUGCUCAGCCGAAACACGUGAGCGCUCAGCUGCUGCAGCAGAACCUCGACGGCACGCAGGUUGUCGAGCUGCGCCGGCCGCCCGGGCGCUCCUUCGGCUUCUUUCUGGCCAGAGGACGAGUGCACACCCACCAUGGCGUUUUCGUCUCCCGCAUGCCUGAUGUCUUGACGCAGCAGCUGUUGCAAGGGCUUCUUGACAUCGGUGAUGAGAUACUCGAGGUCAACGGCACCGAUGUUCGUGAUGCGGACAUUAUGACGGUGAACUCGCUGAUGACUAACCAAAACACACUGCUUCUCACCGUGCUGCCUUACAUCUGCCGAAAAGACAUUUGAUGCGAGACGGGCUGCGACUGAUCCAUCAAACAGAGGCUCUACACUGUCACAUGACACUACAGCUGACCUUAUGCAGUGAAGAAGUUCGCCAUCUGCGGUAUUAGUAUUCGGGCAUGCUUUUUGAAAGGUACAGCUGUGGCUACAUCUGUCUAGAGCAUGCGCGCAGCCAGUUUUCGCUCUGCGGGGCGACGCCUUGCGGCAGUUUUGGCUUCGGACACUGCGUGUUAGGAGCAUGUGUCACCUAGUAGUCAGGCUGAUCACGUCACAGCUCGAAACUGCCUCCAGGCGCCGCCCUGCAGAGCGAAAAUCGGCUGCUCGCGCGCUCUUCAAAGACGUGGCCGGGGCUGAACAAAGGGGUCGAAGUUUGGUACCAAGGUCCCGCAUCUGUUUGAGAUACAUACUGAUUUGGCUGAAGGGAACAUUAGAGCUCGUGGCAGCCGCUCGGUGCUAUUGCCGGCAAGGGGCUUUAACGAGUUCCGCACAGGCUCAGUAAGCAGUGUUCUCGCAUUUCGUGGAUUGUUCAGCUUGCGAAGAUUUGACGUGUGGCAGCACACGAUAUCAGAUGACGAAACAGCUGCCCCUUCACUGAGCUCAUUGCACCUACGCUAAACUCGUUGCAGCUGCUCGCUGGUGGUGGUGCCGAGCGGCCAUCACGUGCUCCGAUGUUUUCUUGACAGUGGACUCUUGUGUACAUGCAGGGUCAUACUGACACUCUGGAUGUGGCUGUGAAACUUUUUCCUCAACUCCUGGCAAUGUUAUUGCACGGAUAAUAUACAUUCCAUUUUUUCUGCCAUCUGCCUUCUGUAAAUCACUUCUUUCAUUAACCUGGCCUAUCCUGUGAACAUGUGUUAUGAAGGCAUGUCCUAUGCAAAAUGUUUUGCUUUAUAUAUUCAAAACAUGUACGUCAUCACUGUUCUCAAUGUUUUAGGCCUUGUUUUUUCAGUUGUACAGCACAUGUUCACCUUAGAACAUGAUAUUUUAUAAACACCUUUACAGUAUUGUACAAUUAUCUCUGAGAAAGUUUAUGUGUCAAAGUAGUUAUCACAAGUGCCUUAUUGUUCUAUCGUGUUAUUGAAUAUUAUUCAGCUGUUUAAUUACAUCUCUAAGUGUUUUCAUGUUGUAUAAAGUAUAUUUAUUGCAUGUUUACACUGAGAACAUAUCUCGUGAAUGUUGUGAACAUAGCAUUAUCGAUGCAAUGCAAAAUAAUGACAAUCUUACACCACCUGCUUAUCCUUGAAAUCAUGAGCAUUUGUCAAAACUUACCUAGUGACAAUACUGUUGUGGAAAUGAAAAUAGUGUUUUAUCAUUUAACUGUCCCCUUGAAAAGAAAACUGACGUAAUUGGUUUCCACGCCACAUGCCUGAAAUUGUUACCUGUUAAUCUAGAAGUUCUGAAAUCUACGAAUAAGACGAGAACGCAAAAUUUCUUUUUUUUGACAAGCACUUGAAUUUUUUUUAGUUGAGAGGGUUGCGCUUAUAAGGGAACACAACUCAAUAUAGAAAUGGAGGUUCACUUUUUCAGGUUGACAGUGCAUGAAAAAUGUGCAGAAAUGAGUACCUUAACUCAGAAUGCUGAAUAUGAUUGGAACCCAGGAAAGCAUUUAUAGUCUAGCUUUUGUUAUUUCCUGAUUGUGGAAAAACACUGGGAAUGAAAUAAAAGCGAGAUCAGUCAACGCAACCAGCCUGAGGCUAUGGUUGGCCUUGAAGCUUUAAUUUUUUUUUUGUCUUUCUUGAAAAACAUACGGCUUGAAAGAAUGGCAGUAAAUAUAUUUCCAAGGUUUUCUGUAACAUGAUUCUACAUGCACUCUUUUAGUGUAGUUUUUGUGGUCUAUGGGUCAGCUUGGUCCUAUGUCAUGUUUCACGCAUACAAUUGAAGUUUGUUCUACACUUCAUUAUAUUGGCUCCUGCAAUGCAGACACUCUUGUAGGCAUACAAGACCAGCUUCUGCACCAGCAAAAGCAGUCAAUAACAGUUUUUUGUGACUACACUGCUUGUUAAGCAGUGGAGACAACUGUGUGAGCUAUAGAGAUCACUUACCUCGAAUAAUGUGUAGAAAGUGCAAAUUCUCACAUAAAGAUCAAUGUGGGAUUGUAAAGGCUGUAAAUGAAGUUGUCUCUACAUAUACUGUGACAUAAAACUCGUGUGCUUUUCAUCUCUAUUUACUAACUUCUGCUAAUUUUUUUAUGUGAUCAUGGCAUAGCUCUUUAUCGAAGUGAAAUUAUUGUGAUGUAAAAUAUAGACCAGAUAAUAUUUCAAGCAACGAUCCACAAGUUGGAAGUGUGAACAUUAUGAAGGUCAGCACAAUUGUACCAUUGCAAUGUAUGUGAUCAAACAUCGAAAAAUGCACUAGUUUUUCUGCACCAUUUCUGUGCCACAUUAAACAGAGUGAGUUUACGUUCAUGUUGACCAUGUGUGAUAGUGCGCAUGUGGUAUCAUUGAACAUCGUUUCAUUUUUUAUGCACUCUUUAUGCUAAUUGUUACAGUAAUAAAAUAAACGGUAUGAUGAGGGCAUGACUGAAAAUUUCAGGCAUUUGCAUUGAAAAGUGGUCCUUUUCUAGCACAGCAGUUCACUGUUGUAGAAUAAGCUGCUGUUUUUGUGACUGUAAGCAGUGGAGUAAAUAACUCCCAUGUACCCUCAGUGUGCAAAAUUUGUUCAUGACUGAAAGGACAUGUGCUGUGUCGGGGCUCUACUAUUAGUUUUGUGUGCAACUAUCAGUGCUUUAAGAUGCUAAUGAAGAAUUGCUGCUGAUUAUUUCUGGUCUUUUAAAUGUCAGCCAAAGCUAUAUGCACAAGACUCAAUUCACUUUAUCACUCUAAGAGUGGAAUUUAAUACGAACACACACUGUUUCAUCUGACACCACGUGUUUACAGAAAAGUUGAGAAUGGCAUAUUGUGUUGUGUGCCCGCUGGGAAAUGUUCAGGGGCAUGUGCUUAAAUAAGGUUAGGUCACUGGUACUUUCACUUCAUUGUCAGCUCAUACAGCCACUGCUGUGUCUGAUGAACUAUUUGGCAACGAGUUGUUACUCAUUUGUUUUACCAACUUGGAAAGCGCAGACAUUUUCUUGGUGUUGUGUGCAUUUUCUGGCUUACAGGAUGUUCACAGGAGAUCUGGACAGACGUGUGUAACAGCGACUGUCCUCUGUACAAUUUUUUUCUUAAAGGCGCGUAGUUUUGAACCAGCGGGUACAGGUUGGUGCUGUAUGUUGACAGGCUUAGUAGCAUUGCUUGUGUGAAAUAAAGGCUAAUAAUUUGUCAAAGUUUUAAAGAAUUUGUCCAAAAACAGCACUUUACAUAACAUCCUUCUUAAGGAAGUUUUCUUCCUGGCAAGUCUGUAAGGCUCGUAAAAUCAAUGGAACGAAGAGUUUAACCGGAAAAAAAUGGUACAUUAUUGUGACCAAUGCAGCUGAAGGGAUAGUCCGAAUCGUAAGUGUAAAGGCUAAGUAGAAUGUCCUAGGUGAUGUGUUUAUCUUUGGGAUUGUGAACCCUGUGUGCCUUUUAAAUGUGAAGCCAUACAGUUGAGCAAGACAGUAUGAAAUUGCUAUGCGUUUGAUGUGUCUUGUUUGUGUUGUCAUAAGCGUACAACCACUGUUGUGCAGCUAGAUUAACUUAUCUGAUGGACUGACACUGACAGGUCAAUACAGUGUGUUUGAAUGCACUCUGCAAUAUUAACGGAUUUUAUACCUAAUACAUAAAAUUUAAUCUCCCAAUAAUAAAGUACUCUUCUUUAGCAAAA